Diorhabda sublineata is the source of this 2688-nucleotide messenger RNA. RefSeq lists its product as uncharacterized. Lineage: Eukaryota; Metazoa; Arthropoda; Insecta; Coleoptera; Chrysomelidae. The transcript is spliced from 3 exons. The coding region runs from base 1 to 2688 and encodes 895 amino acids. Gene Ontology annotation, molecular function: nucleic acid binding. The record is from RefSeq and is a predicted model, not a curated record.
AUGCCGAAAGGAAAAAAAGCCGAGAAAAGAAAACAGAAAGUGAUUUCCGGUAUUCGAAGGAAAAUGAAGAGACUGGAGGAAAAACUAAGGGAAUAUGAUUCAAACACAGGCCUUCUUCAACAGGUUCAGAAUCUGAAUCCUCUUCAUACGCAGAUAGCAACUCCUCUAGCUCCGGCACUACUUCGGAUAAAAGCGCUAGAAUGGGAGAAAUUAAAACCAUUCUUGGGGAGGAUCCGACUGAGGAAAAAAAUUUAUGGACCGGAAAUAUCCUCAGAGUUGGCCAACCGCUGGAAAAGCUAUCUCCAGAAUGGCAUAGACAAGGAAACAAAAGCUAAACUUUUUGAAAACAGCCUUGUACCGAGCAACUGCUCCUUGUUGGAAGCCCCAAAAAAUAACCCUGAAGUCCAGACUGUCAUUUCUGCUUCAGAAAAUAAAAAGGAUAGUUUCUUAGCAGAAUUACAAAAUCAGUUGGGAAAAAGCAUUUCCGUGCUUGGUACUGCCCUUUCAAGAAUGCUGGAAGCAAAACAUAGUACCAAAGACCCCGAUCCAAAUAUUACCAAUAUGGUGGAAGCGGGAAAAAUGCUCUGCGCGGUUCACCACGCCAUUACCAACCACAGAAAAUUUUUACUGUACCAUAAUUUUAAUCAAAAGGUGCAGAAAGUGGCAUCUAUGCAAUUAAGAGACUCCACUCUUUUUGGGGAAGACUUUGGCGAAAAAUACACAACAAAACAGAGAAGGGAGGAGAGCAGUCAAAUCCAGCAAAGCCAUGACCUUCAAGCGCCGGAACGAGAGAGAGGCUCCGAAAAAUCGGAGACAGGAGCACAGCUCCUACAGACGUCGUCAGAUAUAGAGGUAACCUCUAACACAAAACUGGCUGGACAAAUAAGGCUUUUCUUCGAGGAAUGGGAGAAAAUAACAACCAACGGUAAAAUUCUAGGUUGGGUUAAAGGUUACAGAAUACCUUUUAAUGCAACUCCUGUUCAAAAGAGGCCUCAAAAACCCCCAAAUUUAAGUGGGAAACUAGAAAAGUCUUAUUCAGACAGCAUUACCAAACUUAUUGAUAUGGGAGCCGUCAAAGAAGUGACUAAAUGUAAUGGGCAAUUCUUAUCUAGUUAUUUUUUAAGAAAGAAACCCGACGGCAACGACAGGUUUAUACUUAACCUUAAAAAACUAAAUACAUUUAUAACACCGCCCCAUUUCAAACUGAAAGACGCAUACUUCUCGAUACCCGUAGCCACUGAACAGAGAAAGUAUCUUAGAUUUCAAUUCAAAAACAAAAUUCUAGAGUUCCAGUGUCUUCCUUUUGGCCUUGGCACUGCUCCUUACGCAUUUACCAAAAUUUUAAAACCAGCUAUUGAACAUUUAAGGGCGAAAGGUCUGUCCUCUGUAAUUUACUUAGAUGACACAUUGCUCAUUGGGAAAAGUAAAACAGAAUGCCGGGAUAAUAUAAAUCAGACAUGUAGUCUUCUUCAAAGGCUUGGUUUUGUAGUAAAUAAAGAAAAAAGUUGUCUCUCUCCUAAAAGAGAAAUAAAAUUCCUAGGAUUUAUUUUUAACACACAAAAAAUGACAAUGCGUCCAACUACAGAUAAAAAAUCAAAAAUUACUGCUAUGGUAAAAGCAAUCUUAAAAAAGCGAAAAAUAAAAAUUAGAGAUUUUUCCAAAUUUGUGGGUCACUUGGUUUCAAUUUGUCCAGCCACGCAGUACGGGUGGCUUCACACAAAACAAUUCGAGAGGGAAAAAUAUUUAGCUCUGAAAGUCAGUGGUGGAGAUUAUGAUAAAAUUAGGAAAAUAUCUCCCAAACUGAAAAGUGAAUUUUUGUGGUGGUUAAAUAAUAUAAAAGGUUGCGAAAAUAGCAUUGCAAUUCCGAAGUACACACAUACGUUGUUUACAGACGCGUCCAAUUCAGGAUGGGGGGCUUUUUACAAUGGUCAAAAUGCAAAUGGUUUCUGGGAUUCAUUUGAAAAACAGAGGCACAUUAAUUACUUAGAAUUAAAAGCGACAUUUUUUGGUCUCAAGACUUUUCUCAAAGAUUUACGAAACAGUCACAUAUUGCUUCGCAUAGACAAUACGACGGCGGUGUCCUACAUAAACCGAAUGGGGGGCGUUAAGUAUAAGUAUCUAAAUGAUUUAACUAAGGACAUAUGGCAGUGGUGUGAGGAAAGAAAUAUCAAAAUAUUUGCUUCAUAUAUUAACUCAGAGAGCAAUGUUUUGGCAGAUAAAGCUUCGAGAUCCAAAGAAAUAGAUACAGAAUACUCAUUGAAUGUCGAAGCCUACAAACAAAUUGUUGAAAAAUUGGGUUGCCCAGAAAUAGACUUAUUUGCUAGCUAUCUUAAUAAAAAGUGCAAAAAAUUUGUUUCUUGGCACCCUGACCCGGAAAGCCAAAAUGUUGAUGCAUUUACACUCUCUUGGGAGAAUAUUAAAGGAUAUAUUUUUCCCCCGUUCGCCUUAUUACCGAAAGUUCUAAGUAAAAUAGAGGCCGAUAGAGCAGAAUGCAUAGUAGUUUUCCCUAUAUGGAAAUUAUGGAAAUCCCAACCAUGGUUUCCAAAACUAGAAAGUCUCAUGAGUUCCACACUAAUUAGAUUACACCCAAGUCCUAAUUUGCUUUUAUCCCCUUUCAGAAAGCCUCACCCACUGUGGCCCCGACUUACCCUGGGAGCCGCGAUUUUAUCAGGGAAGCCUUCAAUAUGA